AUGUCAACGCCGGCACAAAAAGCAAACCUUGCCCGGAUUAGAGAUAAUCAGAGGAGAUCCCGGGCCCGCAGAAGAGAGUAUCUCCAAGAGCUCGAGCAACGACUCCGAGUGUAUGAGUUGCAGGGCGUCGAGGCGUCCUCAGAGGUGCAACAUGCUGCGCGGAGGGUUGCAGAAGAGAAUAGACAACUCCGUGGUCUUCUCAACCGACAUGGAAUCAGCGAUGAUUACAUUACUAGUUACUUGCACUCGGGAACAGCGUCGCAAACCGGUCCGACUGCAAUAUCGCACUUCACCCCCAACACUCACAGCGAUAGCGUCCAAUCUCUUCAGCAGGUUAUAGCACCCCGGAGACCUACAGCUCUCGAGACUGGCGUAUCCUAUGGCCUUCCUCCGCAAGAAAGCCGUGAGCCAUCUAUCGCAAGUGGAUCUACAAGCAGUUCUUCCAUAUGGGAAUCUGGCCAAGCUAUCCAGCCAGGUUCAGCAUACGCCCGGCCACUUCCUUCCAACGUCCCUACACCAGUACCGAGGCAAUCGAUAACUUCAUCGAUGCAUCCCCAGCAUUACACCUCUCAAAUGUUCCCUGAUCCCCAAGUUUCACGGACCGAAAGCUACCACACUAUCGCUACCCCUGGAUCUUUGAUGGAUGAUCCUCGGCGACACAGCUACUCUGUGGCACCCAUGCCUGGGGAUGUCUCGUCAACGAUGGGCUACAGCAUUCCCAUGAAUUCCUUUCACAACCCUGUCGGACAAGAUGGUGGCCCUCCAGGACCGUGUUGA
Messenger RNA from Fusarium redolens, 777 nucleotides. RefSeq lists its product as uncharacterized. Lineage: Eukaryota; Fungi; Ascomycota; Sordariomycetes; Hypocreales; Nectriaceae. The record is from RefSeq and is a predicted model, not a curated record. Bases 1 to 777 code for a protein of 258 amino acids. The transcript is spliced from 2 exons.